CACCUGUUGCCUACUGGGAAGGAUGACCAGACUAUUUUGUGGCCUCACAAAGGCCACACUUCCCUAGAACUCUCUUGUGUACACUCAGCUGUCUAGGGAGGUGUCAGGGGCAUUGGAUCUCACCUCUCCUUCAUUCUGAGGUUCAGCGUAAUUACAACCUCUCCAAUAGAUGGAAGUCAGCUGACAGGAAAAGAUACCAAAGGCCUCCAAGAGGGAACUCUCCUUAGGGAAAGUCGGAAGAGUGAGGAGCUGGACAUCAUGCCAGGAAGCAGAGUUUGUGCUACUGUCCUCUGCCCCCUACAACCACCUGGACACAGCAGAUUUCUUAGGUUUGGGAACAAUGGGUGCAGAUGGGACUGUAGUUUUCAAAACUGCCCCUUUGGGAACUCAAGGACCGUGCAUCCCAUACUGAGGUGUCUGCAGCCAUCUGAACUACCUUCACAGCAUCAGAGAAAAGAUCCUUUGGAUUUGUAAAACCAGUUUGCACUUUUGCCACAAUUGAAUCUGAACCCUAAGACUUCCCUGUGCACUGGCAGAUUUUCAUUUCACUUUCAGUAGCUAUUUGAAAGCAGAAAGGCCUCUUUGGACUGAAAAAAAAAAAAAAAAGCAACCGAGUUACCUGAGAACAAAUGUGAAGUAGCCGCUGAGGUGAGGCCUCUCAGAAAAACUGGAUUUCCAGCUCACCUGAUGUAAGAAGCUUGAAAGGUUUUCAUUUGAAGGGAUAAGAUAUUUGAUAUUUAAUUUAUUUGACUUCAAAUUGGUUAUGCUGAUUUUAGCAGUUUUUCAAGUCACCGAAGCCAUGUUCAUUUACAUAAACAGAUGACUGAUGACUUUUCUGCCAAAACUUGGGAAAUAUUAGUUGGUUAUGAAGGAACACUUGUCAGCAAAAUACCCAACAAAACAAAAAAACAAAAGCAAAAACAAAAAUAUCCCAUACAAUUGCUUGAAGCAUAGUAAGUCCUCAAUAAAUAGUAUCUAAGUAAUUUAUCAAGAAUUGGGCAGUUGGUUCUGGUUAUCAGUUAACAAAAAAAAAAAAAAAUCUAGUAUAGGUUUACCAGCUUUAGGUUAGCACCUAAAAACUGCACAAUCGGAGUCAUAGCUACAAUUUGGGUUUUGUCAAAACAGUACUGUCGAAUAAAUGGGAGAACGGAGAAAAAAAGCUAAAUGGGAAACCGUGAAUGAAUGGAGAAUGAAAGAAGAAAAAGGCAAAAUAAAGAGAGAAGUCAUUUUUAAAAAUUUAGAGGUGAAAGGGCAAGCAGGAGAAAAGAACCUUAAAUGAAAAAGAAGAUGCAAUAUCCGAUGCUCCAGAGCGGGUCAGGACCAGGCCAGGCCUGGCAGAGCCUCGCAGGGCGCAGCUCGGGGCGGGGCCCGAAGCAGCCACGCCCCCUCAAGAACGGAGUUUUAAAAGGCGGAACUUCCUGUUGCGAGUAGCCCCUCUACCUCCGGAAGAGCCGAGCGUGGUAACCGCGGGCACAGAGCUAGCCAGGACGCCCUCUGACUCGAGAUAUUUGUUAAAUAUUUCAGAAGAUGGCUGAUCCUUGGCAGGAAUGCAUGGAUUAUGCAGUAACUCUAGCAAGACAAGCUGGAGAGGUAGUUUGUGAUGCUCAAAAAAAUGAAAUGAAUGUUAUGCUCAAAAGUUCUCCAGUUGAUUUGGUAACUGCUACAGACCAAAAAGUUGAAAACAUGCUUAUCUCUUCCAUAAAAGAAAAGUAUCCAUCUCACAGGUUCAUUGGUGAGGAGUCUGUGGCAGCCGGGGAAAAAAGUGUCUUAACUGACAACCCCACAUGGAUCAUUGACCCUAUUGAUGGAACAACUAACUUUGUACACAGAUUUCCUUUUGUAGCUGUUUCAAUUGGCUUUGCUGUAAAUAAAAAGAUAGAAUUUGGAAUUGUAUACAGUUGUAUGGAAGAUAAGAUGUACACUGCCAGAAAAGGAAAAGGUGCCUUUUGUAAUGGUCAGAAACUACAGGUUUCACAACAAGAAGAUAUUACCAAAUCACUCUUGGUGACUGAGUUGGGCUCUUCCAGAACACCAGAGACUGUAAGAAUUGUUCUUUCUAAUUUGGAAAAGCUUUUUUGCAUUCCUGUUCAUGGGAUCCGGAGUGUUGGAACAGCAGCUGUUAAUAUGUGCCUUGUGGCAACUGGAGGAGCAGAUGCAUAUUAUGAAAUGGGAAUUCACUGCUGGGAUGUCGCAGGAGCUGGGAUUAUUGUUACUGAAGCUGGUGGUGUGCUGAUGGAUGUUACAGGUGGACCAUUUGAUUUGAUGUCACGAAGAGUAAUUGCUGCAAAUAAUAGAAUAUUAGCGGAAAGAAUAGCCAAAGAAAUUCAGGUAGUACCUUUGCAACGAGAUGAUGAAGAUUAAUUACAGCAGCCUCAUAGUCAAUUGCAGAUGCUUCUCCCUAGAUUUGGUGACUCACCGAUGGAUAUGUGUUUCAAGAGUAUGAUAACGCGUGGUUUAAAUUCUCUUUUUCCAGGUUGAAAAUUUGGCACUUGUUCCAUAUUUUACUAUGACUAGGUUUGUAAGAAUUGACAUAAUGUUUGUUUCAUUGAUUUAAAAAAAUGUGUAUGUUAGAAUGUAGUUUAGGGAACAUACCCAGGAAGUAUAGUUGAUAAGUCUAACAUCAGCUGAAAUAGUCAAUUUGGUGUUUCUAAAUAUCUGUGGUCCUCUGAAAUUUUGACUUACUUUAUAGGUGCAGAGACACCCACUUAGAAAGUUAACUGUUUGGAAAAAAAUUUCUCUUUAGUUUUAAGAACCAUAUAUAAUUAAAUUUGUAAGGAUAUACUGAAUACUUCCUAGGCCAACAUUUUUUUCUUUGCAGAGAACCUUUUUAGUUUUAUUCUUCAGGAUUCAUAUAACACCUGGCCCAUUACAUACAUAUCUAGGCAACUAAAACAUUGUAUGAAUGAAUAUUUUUAAGGUAGUAAUUCCUAGUUGUUACAAUAGAUACAUAAAGUAAUGAGAUCAGCAUUCUGUAUUUUUGCUCCAGGCUUGAAGUAAAAGUUAUCUAGUUAAAUUUUUUAUAUUUUACAUUACCAUGCCAUUUCACAUUACCGUACAGCCAGAUAGCAUUGCUUAUUGUGGGCAUUUAUGCAGUGAAUACGUUUUCCAAAACAGUUAAGUUGUCUAUUUGGAUUUGCUUUAAAGUUCUGCGUAAAAGAGAAGAAACUAUUUCUAUAAUAAAAAGCACUCUCAUCAGAUAUCAGACAUAAUUAGAUAGAACAUUUAACUAAAUCCAGUAUUCAUGUUUUAAAGGUGUUUACACUGAUUUGACUAUGCUGGCAAAUAUACUGUAUUGUUAAUAUUGAACUAUUUAUUUUUCUCUUAGUCUCUUUAUUUAAUUCACUUCAUUGCUGCUGGAUUCUCUUCAGCCUUUAAAAAUAUUUCUUAGUGGUUUGUUGCCCUGCAGAACUCAGAAAGAAAAUUGUACUGGUUCGUAGACAUUUUAAAAGGGUUAAUUUAUUGUUCAGCCUUAUCCCUUGGCAUGUGAACAGAGUACUAGGCUUAUUGUAGGUUCAUAUGAGCUUUGUGCUGUAAAAUGAAAAGUGCUUCUAUAAAGUUUUUAAGGUAGGGAGUGAUUUUAUUAUUGUGUAUAUCUAAUAAAUAUGUGUGAUACUAAGGUUUGAGUGCUAUUAUUUUGUACUGUUGAUCACAACACUUAAAACAUCUGAUACUGUAUUAUUCUAGGACACUUUUUUCAAUUACAUUUAUUUUAAUUAAAAUGAUCAUGAAUAAAAUUUUAAAUUAAUUGAUAUUUU
Molecule: messenger RNA, 3755 nt
Organism: Saimiri boliviensis boliviensis (Bolivian squirrel monkey)
Lineage: Eukaryota; Metazoa; Chordata; Mammalia; Primates; Cebidae
Gene: IMPA1
Product: inositol monophosphatase 1
Biological process (GO): inositol metabolic process; phosphatidylinositol phosphate biosynthetic process; signal transduction
Molecular function (GO): inositol monophosphate 1-phosphatase activity
Source: RefSeq, a predicted model, not a curated record